UCUCCCUUCCGACCGGUGAGGGCACUGGGGAGGAGGAGCAGGCAGAGCCGCGGUGCGCAACGUCACAGACCCGGUCGGGAAGCGCAGUGGCAAUCACGCAUUGGCUGACGGCGGUUGCCCUCGCUGACCAAUGGGGACGGGACGGGGCGUACAAAAGGGGGCGUGGCCCGGGGUUCUGUUCCUUCUGGCAAGGUACAGUGUGUGAGAGAGAGAGAGAGAGAGAAAGAAAGAAACUAGCAGAGAAGCAGGGGAAGGGAAUUGGAAGACGGGUCGUUUUGCGAUUGUGCAUUUACUUGCUAACCCUUCUACUGCUUGUAUUUUUUAGAGCACUAACGGGACGCUCCGGGAUCACGCCGGAGGAGUGACAACCCGGAAGUGCUGGGUUUAUUACCCCCGUGUUUUUCCCGUUCCCGGAUUACAAAACGGAAGACGGACUGCUUUUGUUGUUUGUUUAUUUUGGGACUGCAACCCCGUUUCCCUUUAUUUUGUCGGGUUACACAUUGUUGUGUACCCCGGCUUCCUUAUUGUUUAUUUUCCCUAUUGUUUUGAGUGCGGUUUGGUAUUUUUAGUUGAAAAGAAAUAAAACCAAGGCGCUUAAUUGAAUAGAGGACUGGAGUCUAUUAUUUUACACCACACUACGCCCAUUCUGCCACACGUGGUGUCAUCGUGGGAUGGACCCAACCACUUUGUCGGCGAUCCUGGAGGCGUUGGACAGCCGGAGGGAGGCUGAGGAACGGAGGAGGGAGGAGAGAUACACGGCUCUUAUCGAGAGGGUCGGGAUGGGGAUGACGUCAGCGGCGACGGGCCCCGUGCUGGUUGCCCCGAAGGCCCGGGCCCAGAAAAUGACGGUGGAGGAUGACCCGGAGGCCUACCUGGUAGCCUUUGAACGGUUGGCUACCACUGCAGCAUGGCCCCGGGAGUACUGGGCGAGCCAACUUGGUCCCUGCUUGAUCGGGGAAGCACAAGCAGCGUACCGGGCCAUGACUGACGACGAUGCCGCCCAGUAUGACCUGGUUAAGCAGGCUAUCCUCCGCCGUCUCAAUAUCACGGGGGAGACUCAUCGGGUCAGAUUCCGGGAGUUCCAGCGACCCCCCAACACCCGGCCCAGGGUGGUAGCCCAGCAAUUAUGCGACCACAUGGCGCAAUGGCUGAACCCCAGUCAGAAAACCGGGAUUCAGAUGGGGGAGGCCAUUGUGAUGGAACAAUUCUGCCAUGUGGUCGGGGCUGAGACGCAGGCGUGGGUACGCCGGCAUAACCCCACGACGCUGGAGCAGGCCGUGGCGUUAGCCGAAAACUUCGAGGACUCCCUGGUGUCCGCCCGAACCACCCUGCUGGACUGCCCCCCUCCCUCCGCUGCCAAAGGACCGCCGUCGAACCCUUUUCCCGGACCCAGGGCCGUCAGAUCACCGGCCCCGUCGGGCCACCCGGGCCCCUUACCAUGGAGGCAGAGGUUGGCCCCCAGCUGGGGUAGAAUGGUUCCCCCUGCCCCGCUGUCAUACCAGCAGCGGGACAAAUAUGUACCGCCCUUGCCCUCUGCCCCACCCGUCUGUUUUAGGUGCCAGCAGCCGGGACACAUUGCCAGAUACUGCCCGGCGGCCAUGGAGUGCGACGUGGCUGCGUGUCACCUGGCGUCUGAGACAGAUCUCCCUUCCGACCGGUGAGGGCACUGGGGAGGAGGAGCAGGCAGAGCCGCGGUGCGCAACGUCACAGACCCGGUCGGGAAGCGCAGUGGCAAUCACGCAUUGGCUGACGGCGGUUGCCCUCGCUGACCAAUGGGGACGGGACGGGGCGUACAAAAGGGGGCGUGGCCCGGGGUUCUGUUCCUUCUGGCAAGGUACAGUGUGUGAGAGAGAGAGAGAGAGAGAAAGAAAGAAACUAGCAGAGAAGCAGGGGAAGGGAAUUGGAAGACGGGUCGUUUUGCGAUUGUGCAUUUACUUGCUAACCCUUCUACUGCUUGUAUUUUUUAGAGCACUAACGGGACGCUCCGGGAUCACGCCGGAGGAGUGACAACCCGGAAGUGCUGGGUUUAUUACCCCCGUGUUUUUCCCGUUCCCGGAUUACAAAACGGAAGACGGACUGCUUUUGUUGUUUGUUUAUUUUGGGACUGCAACCCCGUUUCCCUUUAUUUUGUCGGGUUACACAUUGUUGUGUACCCCGGCUUCCUUAUUGUUUAUUUUCCCUAUUGUUUUGAGUGCGGUUUGGUAUUUUUAGUUGAAAAGAAAUAAAACCAAGGCGCUUAAUUGAAUAGAGGACUGGAGUCUAUUAUU
Molecule: messenger RNA, 2267 nt
Organism: Acipenser ruthenus (sterlet)
Lineage: Eukaryota; Metazoa; Chordata; Actinopteri; Acipenseriformes; Acipenseridae
Exons: 2
Coding region: 672-1661 (329 amino acids)
Molecular function (GO): nucleic acid binding; zinc ion binding
Source: RefSeq, a predicted model, not a curated record